This is a messenger RNA of Harpegnathos saltator (Jerdon's jumping ant), 1462 nucleotides long. It is a transcript of the gene Aos1, whose product is annotated as SUMO1 activating enzyme subunit 1. The record is from RefSeq and is a predicted model, not a curated record. Gene Ontology annotation, biological process: protein sumoylation. The transcript has 7 exons. Lineage: Eukaryota; Metazoa; Arthropoda; Insecta; Hymenoptera; Formicidae. Bases 263 to 1267 code for a protein of 334 amino acids. Gene Ontology annotation, cellular component: SUMO activating enzyme complex; cytoplasm. Gene Ontology annotation, molecular function: SUMO activating enzyme activity.
UGGCGACUCGUAGCGGCCAUUUUCUCGGUCGUCCGCGACCCUAGUCAGAAGCUCGAUAAUACAGGCACUAAUUAUUAAAUUAUCAGGGUUCAAAAUGCUUAUCGCGUUUUUCGAUAGUGUCGAUUGAUCGUGUGUUAUCACUUUUGAUGACACAAUUUUCAUGUUGGCAUUAGUCGACACGCGAAGUACGAAACGCUCAUCGAGUAUUAUAACGUGUUUUGGCGGUAUCAAGUAAUUUGCUGCUAAACAAGACAUUUUGACAAUGGUCGAAGAUAAAAGGAAUAACGAAGAGUUAACAGAUGCGGAGGCCGAAUUGUAUGACAGGCAGAUUCGUCUGUGGGGUUUAGAAUCUCAAAAGCGAUUACGUGCAGCAAAAAUUCUUCUGAUUGGUCUGGACGGUUUUGGAGCGGAGAUUGCUAAAAAUAUAAUCUUAGCCGGAGUCAAUGCUAUUACAUUCUUAGACCAUAGAAACGUCACAGAUUUAGAUAGAUGUUCACAAUUUUUUGUACCUAAAGAAGAUAUUGGAAAGAGUAAAGCUGAAGCGUCUUUAGCAAGAGCACAAAAUUUGAAUCCUAUGGUCAAUGUCAAUGCCGAUACAGACAAAGUUGAUGACAAGUCUGAUGAAUAUUUUGGUCAAUUUGAUGUAGUGUGUGCUACACACUGCACCAUAACACAGCUGAAGAGGAUCAAUCGAAUCUGCAGGGAACAUAAAGUCAAAUUCUUUGCUGGCGAUAUAUGGGGGUCAUUUGGAUACACAUUUGCCGACCUACUGGAUCAUGAAUAUGCAGAAGAUGUUGUGCAAACGAGAAAAGUGCAAAUACCAGAAAGCGGUGAGCCCAUGGCACAAGAGAAGUUUGAAAGCAUAACAGUUACUGAAAAACAUACUGAUACUUUUGUACCCUUUGAACUUAUUCUAUAUGUACCAAAGUCAUCUUUACCCAAAGAGUCGGAGAUUUAUUAUAUGAUGCUAAUAAUGCUGAGUUAUCGCGAGAAAUAUGGCGACGAUCCACAGCCUAACGAGAGAGGUUCUGAUAAUCUAAAAAAUGUGGCUUCUCUAAUUAUUGAAAAGUGUGAACUUGGCGAUGCGGUAAACCAUUUAAUAGAGGGUGACUUGUAUGGACAGAUCAGUCCAGUCUGUGCUAUUGUCGGUGGUGUUACGGCCCAGGAAAUCAUCAAGGCGGUGUCGCAGAAAGGUGCGCCACACAAUAAUCUGUUUGUAUUUAACCCAGACACAUUAUGUGGCAAGAUACUGAAAUUGGGCCAUUAACAUCGAGUUAGAAGUGUGAGUUCCAGAAUGGAGUGACGUUUUAAGCACUGUGGACUACAUGGUGAACAUUAUUUUAUUACCUCUAUUCAUCUUUUUAUACGUGAUAUAUGGCAAAUAAAAUGAAAAGAAAAACAAAACUGUAGCCAUCGUACAAUCAUAUUUGGAAAUAAAAUCUCUCAUAUACGUACGUGCGUA